Molecule: messenger RNA, 606 nt
Organism: Helianthus annuus (common sunflower)
Lineage: Eukaryota; Viridiplantae; Streptophyta; Magnoliopsida; Asterales; Asteraceae
Exons: 1
Coding region: 1-606 (201 amino acids)
Source: RefSeq, a predicted model, not a curated record
AUGAACGAUGAUCGGUUUCUAACGCAUAGUAAAGACAAUUGGUACUGGAUAACUAAUAAGGAGAAAACGUUUACGGUUGCGAAUGUGAAGAGAUGGCUAGAUAGUGGGGUCGCUCGAGAUAAUUGGUACAAGAUGGAGUGGUGUAAGUGGGUGCCAAACAAGUGUAACAUUUUUUGGUGGCGUGUUGAGAUGGAUAGAAUUCCGACUAAAAGUGCUUUAAUGAGAAGAAACAUUCAGGUGGGUAGUGAGAUUUGUGUUUUUUGUGAAGAUAUGGAAGAGAUAACGGAGCAUCUUUUUACGGUUUGCGCUUUAACUUCGGGAGUUUGGCAAGGUAUCGCGGAGUGGUGUAAUGUUCCUAGUAUUUUUGCUUUUGAUAUACACGACCUGAUCGAGCUAUACAAGAGGAUUCCUGGAUCAGAUUUGAAGAGAAAGGUUUUUCAAGGUAUAGUUAUUAUCACAUGUUGGCGGAUAUGGAAGGCUCGGAACGAAAAGGUUUUUUCUAAUACAUCAACAACGGUAGUUUCUAUCGUGAUGGACGUCAAAGCUUUAGGAUUUCUGUGGUUUAGAAUCAGAUCCAAUGAUGUGUUGGUAGAUUGGAAGAAAUAG